This is a messenger RNA of Didymosphaeria variabile, 795 nucleotides long. RefSeq lists its product as uncharacterized. Gene Ontology annotation, molecular function: hydrolase activity. Lineage: Eukaryota; Fungi; Ascomycota; Dothideomycetes; Pleosporales; Didymosphaeriaceae. The record is from RefSeq and is a predicted model, not a curated record. The transcript has 2 exons. The coding region runs from base 1 to 795 and encodes 264 amino acids.
AUGUCGCCUAGCAGCACGCAGAAGCGCGCCCCGCAGUCCACAGCUCCCACCUUCGCGAACCACGCGUCCGAAGACUUUGUGCAAGGCGCGGGCGUAGCAAUCUUCCACAUUGCGUCUGAGCGCGUAGUCGUGUGCAGCGCGGUAGAUAGGCGCGUGGGGAAGUACUACUUUUUGCCCAAGGGACGGCGGGAUGCGGGGGAAGAUACGCGGGCUGGCGCAGAGAGGGAGGGCUUCGAAGAAUCCGGCUACCGAAACCGCGUGCUUCCCCUUCCUACGAAGCAUCACCAGCCGCAGGCGCAUCCCCGCGUCUCAGCGCCCCCGAUGACGGCUGAGCCUAUAUGGAUUCAGUUGAUGCCGCUUGCGCGCAACACGAAGCAGUAUCUGCUCUACUGGUAUAUCGCGGAGACGCUUCCACCAGAUGUCGAACCCCUCUUAGAGACGCAGCCCAAUGAGCCGUAUAAGCAGCCGCCGGCAUAUCCUGCCAACUUGACGCUGAAGGAGAGAGUAGCGAUGGAGCCAGAGGGGCACGAGCCGAUACAUCACGAGGGGACGGGUGUGGAUGAGGAAGAGCAGGAAUAUGAGAGUCAGCUAGUGAGCGUGGAGGAGGCGAUGAGCUUGCUGGGGGGAACGGAUAGUGUUAUGGCGGAUGUGGUGAGGAGAGGGUGGGAGAUGAUCAAGGAGAGGUCGAGAAUGGAACAAGAGGGUCGGGGUGCUACGCUCUGCGAGGCCGACACACAUAGUCCGGAGCAGUUGGCAGAAGCUAAGCGGGACACCACUUUGAGGAAUCUCAAUUGA